This is a messenger RNA of Arachis duranensis, 2508 nucleotides long. RefSeq lists its product as uncharacterized. The transcript is spliced from 3 exons. Lineage: Eukaryota; Viridiplantae; Streptophyta; Magnoliopsida; Fabales; Fabaceae. The record is from RefSeq and is a predicted model, not a curated record. Gene Ontology annotation, biological process: DNA integration. Gene Ontology annotation, molecular function: nucleic acid binding. The coding region runs from base 1 to 2508 and encodes 835 amino acids.
AUGACGUUGGAUGCAGUGGAAGUUUUGGUACAAGAAAGUCUCAAUGAAGAAGAACUAGAGGAAGUGCCAGAAGAAAAAUCUGUAUCAAUCAAUGAAACUGUAGUAAUCCAACCAAUUGAAGACCUUACUUCAAGCACAUUAGAAGGAAAGACGGAAGGGAAUGAAGCUCCAAAACUUGAACUGAAAGCACUACCUUCUACACUCAAGUAUCCAUGCUUGGAAAGUGAUGAAAGCUAUCCAGUAAUCAUCAAUUCUACCCUCAGUCAAGAACAAGAGGAAGAGCUAAUCAAAGUACUGCAACAGCAUCAAGAUGCCAUUGGAUGGACUCUUGCUGACUUAAAAGGGAUAAGCCCUUCCGUGUGUAUGCAUAAGAUUCUGUUGAAAGAAGAUGCCAAGCCUUCCAUUCAACACCAAAGAAAGAUGAACCCAGCCAUGAAAGAAGUGGUGCAAAAGGAGGUUAUGAAGCUGUGGCAAGCAGGGGUAAUCUACCCAAUCUCAGAUAGCCCCUGGAUAAGCCAUGUUCAAGUAGUCCCCAAAAAGGGAGGAAUCAUUGUUGUGCCAAAUGAAAGAAAUAAACUGAUACCAACAAGAACAGUAACCGGAUGGCGUAUGUGCAUAGAUCAUAGAAAACUCAAUGAAGCCACAAGGAAAGAUCAUUUUCCCUUACCCUUCAUGGAUCAAAUAUUAGAGAGACUUGCUGGACAUGAAUAUUAUUGCUUCUUGGAUGGAUACUCAGGCUACAAUCAAAUUAUGGUGGACCCUAAAGAUCAAGAGAAGACUUCCUUUACUUGUCCUUAUGGUGUCUUUGCAUAUAGGAGAAUGCCCUUUGGAUUAUGUAAUGCACCCGCAACAUUCCAAAGAAGGUUUAUCAGAGGUUUUUUAAAAAUUGCCAAGCCAUUGAGUAACUUACUUGUCUCUGAUACACCUUUUGUAUUUGAUCGAAAAUGCAUGCUAGCUUUUGAAGAUCUAAAAAGGAAACUUUUCUCAGCUCCUAUUAUUGCCCCACCUGACUGGGAUUUGCCGUUUGAAUUGAUGUGUGAUGCAUCAGAUUUUGCUAUUGGGGUAGUGUUAGGACAAAGAAAAGGCAACCUAGUGCAUGUCAUAUACUAUGCCAGCAAGGUCCUUAAUGACACUCAAAAGAAUUACACCACCACUGAAAAGGAAUUGUUGGCAAUAGUGUUUGCAUUUGAUAAAUUUAGAUCAUACCUCAUUGGCUCUAAAGUGAUUGUUUUUACUGAUCAUACAUCACUUAAAUACUUAUUUGCCAAGCAAGAAUCAAAACCAAGAUUGAUAAGAUGGAUCUUGUUGUUGCAGGAGUUCAAUAUUGAGAGUAGAGAUAAGAAAGGAGCAGAGAACAAGGUAGCAAAUCAUCUCUCAAGAAUUCCUUGUGAAGAAGAAGACACAGAAAGCCCAAGUGUAAAUGAGAGUUUUCCUGAUGAACAACUAAUGAUGGUUCAUAAGGCACCUUGGUUCACAGAUAUUGCAAAUUUUAAAGCCACUGGGGAAGUGCCUCCGGACUUCAACAAACAUCAUAGAAGGAAGCUCAUUAAUGAUGCUAAGUAUUUCAUCCGGGAUGAACCAUACCUUUUCAAGAAAUGUGCAGAUGGGAUACUUAGAAGAUGCAUCUCAGAGGAAGAAGGACGGGAAAUCUUAUGGAAUUGCCAUGGGUCUUGUUGUGGAGGACAUUUUGGAGGGGAAUGGACAGCAGCCAAGGUGUUGCAGUGUGGUUUCUUUUGGCCCACCAUCUUGAAGGAUGCAAAAGAGCUAGUAAGUAGCUAUAAUGAAUGCCAGAGAGCUGGGAAUUUGCCCAAAAGAAAUGAGAUGCCACAACACUACAUCCUAGAACUUGAAUUAUUUGAUGUAUGGGGGAUUGACUUCAAGGGACCAUUCCCAACCUCAUACUCAAAUAAGUAUAUCCUGGUGACCAUAGACUACGUAUCAAAAUGGGUGGAGGCAAUUGCAACUCAAACAAAUGAUAAAAAAGUGGUCAUGAACUUCCUCAGAAAGAAUGUCUUUAGCAGAGUUGGAGUUCCCAGAGCACUUAUCAGUAAUGGAGGAAGCCAUUUCUGCAACAAACCAUUAGAGACUCUCCUCUUGAGAUAUGGAGUAAAGCAUAAUGUGGCCACACCUUAUCACCCCCAAGCAUGUGGGCAAACAGAGAUAUCCAACAGAGAGCUAAAAAGGAUCUUGAAAAAGACUGUGGGAGCUUCUAGAAAAGACUGGUCAAAAAAACUGGAUGAUGCUCUUUGGGAAAAGGAAAAGAAGAAACAUGAUCUCAACUUGGCACCAAGAAGCUUUGAAGAAGGUCAGAGAGUGCUCCUUUACAACUCCAGGCUAAAGUUGUUUCUUGGGAAGCUAAAGUCAAGGUGGUCAGGACCAUUUCUUGUCACUAAGGUAUCACCUUAUGGACACAUAGAAAUCAUGGAAGAAAGCUCACAAUGGACCUUCACUGUGAAUGGACAAAGGCUCAAGCAUUACUUGGGUGAUAGGGGGAAGGUCCCAAUAUGA